Messenger RNA from Amborella trichopoda, 859 nucleotides. Its product is annotated as large ribosomal subunit protein eL24. Gene Ontology annotation, molecular function: mRNA binding; structural constituent of ribosome. Gene Ontology annotation, cellular component: cytosolic large ribosomal subunit. The record is from RefSeq and is a predicted model, not a curated record. NCBI's taxonomy places the organism in Eukaryota, Viridiplantae, Streptophyta, Magnoliopsida, Amborellales, Amborellaceae. Gene Ontology annotation, biological process: cytoplasmic translation.
CAUUAUAAGGCGGUUAAAUUGAGGAAGUACGGUUUCGGCUCAGUCCAUUGCAGAGGCAAAAAUUAGGGUUAGGGUUUUACAGUUAGCCGCACGCCAUGGUUCUCAAGACUGAGCUUUGCCGCUUCAGUGGUGCGAAGAUAUAUCCUGGUCGGGGUAUCAGGUUCAUUCGUUCUGACUCCCAGGUCUUUUUGUUUGCCAAUUCGAAAUGUAAGAGGUAUUUCCAUAACAGACUGAAGCCAUCCAAGCUCACCUGGACUGCAAUGUACAGGAAGCAGCAUAAGAAGGACAUUCAUGCAGAAACUGUGAAAAAGAGGAGGCGUACCACCAAGAAGCCCUACUCUAGGUCUAUUGUUGGUGCCACACUUGAGGUGAUUCAAAAGAAGAGAACUGAGAAAGCUGAAGUCCGUGAUGCUGCUAGGGAAGCGGCUCUUCGUGAGAUCAAGGAAAGGAUAAAGAAAACAAAGGAUGAGAAGAAAGCAAAAAAAGCAGAGCUCAUGUCCAAGUCACAGAAGACCCAAGUGAAGGGUAGCAUGGCCAAGGCCCCUACCCCAAAGGGUCCAAAGCUUGGUGGAGGCGGUGGCAAGCGAUGAGCGAUUCAUUAAGGUGCACCCUGAGUGAGUGAAACAUGAAGUUCAGGAAAGGAACUGUUUUUUUCUUGGUCAUGGAAAUACUGAUUAUUAGGAUUCAUUAUUGCUGUUUUCUGUGCAUUUUCUUUGUAGCUAUGAGAUGUUUGCCUUCCGGUUUCUGGUGACGACUGCCUGAAAUGGAUUUGGAUUUUAAAUUUUGGAUUAGCUUAGAGAAAACAAUGAUGUACUACUCUUUUGUUUCCAUCUCAGUGUCCUUGAUGUUACUUGUAUUA